Molecule: messenger RNA, 825 nt
Organism: Sporisorium graminicola
Lineage: Eukaryota; Fungi; Basidiomycota; Ustilaginomycetes; Ustilaginales; Ustilaginaceae
Exons: 2
Coding region: 1-825 (274 amino acids)
Source: RefSeq, a predicted model, not a curated record
AUGGCGACAACACCGUUCAAGGCGGAGGACAGCGGGCUUCUUCUUGUAUUCAUGCAACCGGGUCCUCAAGUUUCGCUCGAGGAGUUUCACGAGUGGUAUGACAACGAGCAUGUCCCGUUGCGUACUCAUCGUUUUACGACGUUCCGGUCGGCGGCGCGCUAUGCUGUCACCUCGACGGCGUUCAGUCCUUCCGAUGCGGUGGCACCGAAAGAGACGACAUGGGGGGCGUUCUACACGGUGUCGUCGAACGCCACGUUUGCUGAAACUGCGUACACAUCGCUGCGGAGCGAACGGAGCAAGAGGGAGGCGGAUCUGUUCACGCGCCUGGCGAUUGUUGACCGCCGCAUCUACAAGCUCGAAUACGACAGCGAUGCUGACAACAAGAUCAGCGUGGAGCGCAAGCGGCUCGGGCUGAACGUACAGAAGGCCCAGGACACGGGGAGCUACCUGGUGACCAACAGCGUGGAUGUGAAACCGGAGGUUCAGGACGAGUACAACAGGUGGUUCGAGCAGGAGCACGUACCCAUGUUGAGCAAGGUCAAGGGCUGGAAGAGGAGCAGGCGCUUCACACUGAUCGACAAUGGCGUCAACGGCACGCUUGCCAAGGAGGGCAUGACAGAGGGCGUGCCCAAGUGCCUCGGUCUCCACGAGUACGAUAACGACGCUCCUGAAGACACACAAGAAUACAAGGACGCCUGCUCCACCCAAUGGCGCUCCGACAUCUUGGGCCCCAACAGCGCCAACUUGAUCCGCAGGGAGCGCAAGACGUGCGCCCUGUAUCGUGCCUGGGAUCCCAUUGCUGCGAUCGAGGCCGAACAGUCGUAA